UCGCGCCCCUGAAGGCAGUUUCAGCAGAUUCCCUGGCCGCUGGCCGGCUUCUGCCUGCCCUUCCAGCGCCGGGCCCUCGCGGCAGUCAAAGUUCCCGGGCGGUCUGCUUCCGCCUCAGGAUCAGACAGCGUGGGGGUUUCCAUCAAGCACCCGCCACCCCGGGAAUCCCCCCAUCUGGCCACACACGAACCCCGCUUCCUCUAAAUCUCCUCAGCCGGCGUUUGAAGCCUCCGCAAGCCCGAAUGAGGUUUGGACGUUCCUCCUGAGCCGGUCUCAACCCGCCUACACAGACCUUCCACCGUCAAUCCCUCGGCUGCGCCCGAAAGGAGCCGAAAGCCUUCGUCAGGUUCCGCCGCCAGCGCGGAGGCGGGGCCUCUCGAGCGGCUCCGGGCGGAGCUCGGCUGUUUCCGUGAGUGGCCGCUGCGCACUCGGCACUGGGCGGCGCUGGCUGGCUCCCUGGCUGCGGCUCCUCAGUCGGCGGCGGCUGCUGCUGCCUGUGGCCCGGGCGGCUGGGAGAAGCGGAGUGUUGGUGAGUGACGCGGCGGAGGUGUAGUUUGACGCGGUGUGUUACGUGGGGGAGAGAAUAAAACUCCAGCGAGAUCCGGGCCGCGAACGAAAGCAGUGACGGAGGAGCUUGUACCACCGGAGGAAAUGCCUAGAGGAGGGACCUGAUGCUCGCCCUGCUCUCUACCCUCUUUCUGAACCUGACCUGUGCAGCUUGAGAGAAUGAGCUUUGCUGCCCUCUGCCCUCCUCGUUAGUAAAGGAAGAGUCAUGAGAGGGACCAUCCCUAUUUCCUGUUAGCAAGACACAUCCAAGGAAGACUUUGAAUUUCUUCAUUGUUUGUUGUUUGAAGGUAACUAAAUGACCAUGGAAUCUGGAGCAGACAACCAGCAGAGUGGAGAUGCUGCUGUAACAGAAGCUGAAAACCAACAAAUGACAGCUCAAGCACAACCACAGAUUGCCACAUUAGCCCAGGUAUCCAUGCCAGCAGCUCACGCGACAUCUUCUGCUCCCACCGUAACCUUAGUGCAGCUGCCCAAUGGGCAGACAGUCCAAGUCCAUGGAGUUAUUCAGGCUGCCCAGCCGUCAGUCAUUCAGUCUCCACAAGUCCAGACAGUUCAGUCUUCCUGUAAGGACUUAAAAAGACUUUUCUCCGGAACUCAGAUUUCAACUAUUGCAGAAAGUGAAGAUUCACAGGAGUCUGUGGAUAGUGUAACUGAUUCCCAAAAACGAAGGGAAAUUCUUUCAAGGAGGCCUUCCUACAGGAAAAUUUUGAAUGACUUAUCUUCUGACGCACCAGGGGUGCCAAGGAUUGAAGAAGAAAAGUCAGAAGAGGAGACUUCAGCCCCUGCCAUCACCACUGUAACCGUGCCAACUCCAAUUUACCAGACUAGCAGUGGGCAGUACAUUGCCAUUACCCAGGGAGGAGCAAUACAGCUGGCUAACAAUGGUACCGAUGGGGUACAGGGCCUUCAGACAUUAACCAUGACCAAUGCAGCUGCCACUCAGCCGGGUACCACUAUUCUACAGUAUGCACAGACCACUGAUGGACAGCAGAUUCUAGUGCCCAGCAACCAAGUUGUUGUUCAAGCUGCCUCUGGCGAUGUGCAGACGUACCAGAUCCGCACAGCACCCACUAGCACCAUCGCCCCUGGAGUUGUUAUGGCAUCCUCUCCAGCACUCCCUACGCAGCCUGCCGAAGAAGCAGCGCGAAAGAGAGAGGUCCGGCUAAUGAAGAACAGGGAAGCAGCAAGAGAAUGUCGUAGGAAGAAGAAGGAAUAUGUGAAAUGUUUAGAGAACAGAGUGGCAGUGCUUGAGAACCAAAACAAGACAUUGAUUGAGGAGCUAAAAGCACUUAAGGACCUCUACUGCCACAAAUCAGAUUAAUUUGGGAUUUAAAUUUUCACCUGGUAUGGUGGAAAAUGGACUGGAUUGGCCACAACCAGAAAGACAAAAUAAACAUUUAUUUUCUAAACAUUUCUUUUUUUUCUAUGCGCAAAACUGCCUGAAAGCAACUACAGAAUUUCAUCCAUUUCUGCUUUUGCAUUAAACUGUGAAUGUUCCAGCACCUGCUUCCACUUCUCCCUCAAGACUGUGCGGCACCAGGAAUCAUGAAGACUUCUGCUCCCCAUCUCCCGCCUCCUCAAGAAGUAAUAAUUUGUUUAUUUGUAAAUUGUUGGGGGAAAUGAGGAAAAUGAAAUCUUGGCUCUUUGGUUUUUAGUGGGUUUUGUUUUGUUUUGUUUAUUUUUAAUGAUUUCAGGGUUUGUGAUGAGGUCCAUGAUUAUCUUAGGGUAGAACUACCCAGCCUCUUGAACUGAAGUAACAUGUGGGGCACAUGAGGAAAGUAAGUGAGGUACAAUGAGGUGUUGAUUGCCAAAUUGAGGUUUUUUACAGUUUCAUUGUGAAUUAUGUAAAACUAUUCAGAGACAGGCCCUCUAAAAACGAAUUUUAGUUUGGUGUUACGUAGACUGUGUUCUCUUCUUGUCCUUGGUUCUGAGAAGCAUUUUGUAUUCGCCACAGCUGUCCUGUAGGGCAGUUGUUACUUCUGAAUCCAGUUCUAUGUGUUCAAUAAUUUGAAUACAUUCAAAGAAGUAACCAACUGAAAACAAGGACGGUAUUUGAAUUUUGAGUUAAGGUAAAAUCCAAGUACAAAGCUUAUUUUGGUUAGUACUAAAUCUUAAUGAACAGAUGCUGGACAGGAAGCCAACUCCUUAGUUAUAUAAGAAGGUUUUAAUAAAUAAAAGCUUUUGUCCUUGCUUUCAAAACCCUUCUAUUGUCCAUUUACCUAAAGAGCUAUUUCUAAUUCACUGUUGCAUUUACUGUGCCACCAACAGGAAAACUUUCAAGCUGCCCAAGCAAAGUGAUGACUUUAGAGAAGCAGCCCAAUCACAGCCCUUUCUGUGAUCGAAUAGAUCAGGAAUCUGAGGUGGCUCUAAAAUGUAUUAUAAACGCACACAGAAAAGUGGUUUUCUUCGGACAUUGGAUUGUCUGCUGUGGCACAGCAUUUGGCAAAAAUCUUUUUCUCCCAUAAAAAGUGGUACUGCCUUAGUUAUCCAGUAGCUAUUCUAUUGUCUCUAAAGAAGCUCCCUACUUAAAUCCUGACUCAAUGGUCUGCGUUUAUGUGUAAUGUUGUUUCUGAUAAGACUUAGUAAUAACUCAUUUUAGUCACAAAGUCUGAUACGAUCUAAAAGUUAGUCUUUAAAGGACAAACAUGAGGAAGGUGGAGGCUGGUAUGCUAGAUUAUUUCAUGUGUGAGGAAGAACUUGGACUCAGAAGGUUGUUUUAUAUUUUCUCAUGGGAUAUUAAGAAAACUGGUUUUAAUGUCAGUAUAUACAUUUUGAGCAUGAAAUAUUUGGCCCAUUUUUUAAAAUAAGACUUUAGGUUACUAUCUGUAAAUGUCGUAUGUUGUUUAUAACAAACCAUUGUCUCUUUUAAAGGAUGAACAGUUUGUGAAGGAGCAUCAUUCUAAGGCUUGAGUGAUGUAAUCCUUGUGUUUGGACAGUUCACCAGAGUCUCAAGAAGGCUUUCAAACGGCUGUAAAGUUUGAUGUUUGUCCUGCUGAGCUUACUGGGAAGGAGAUAGCAUACAAACGGUGUGGGUACCAGCACGUAGAUGUAUCAUUUGCUAAACUUGGUUAAACAGAUAUGAAGCAAAAUAACAAAUCUGUUGACAAGCCGGAACUACUUCAUAUUAAGUCAUAAUGUCAGAUUGAACAUUUUAAAUGUCACAAGUGAAAAACUUGCCUAGUGUGUAGAAGUUGUAUUCUUUUCUAGGUGUCUGUCUUCAAAAGUUGAGGCUUUCUACAGUGGUCUCCUUAGUGCUUUAUAAGCCAAGGCAGUCUCAGGCACACUUACUAGCUGGAUGAAUUGGAAGAGGCUUGGGCCCUUGUGCCUGGAGCACGGCUAUACUGGUUUGAAGCUGGUUACUUAAUAAGGUGAGAAAUAUGUGAUGUUGCUAAAUCUGACUUGAAGAUUUCAGUUUAUACAGAAAGAAUCAUGCAUCUUUAAUGCAAGCUGUUUUUUUAAAUAUGAGAAUUAGAAAAAACUUUGUUUUUGAGCUACUUGGAGAAUCUUUAUUAAGAAAAUAACAUAAUUUUUUAAAAACGCUUAUAUCCAAGAUUGUAUGUGGCCACAUUACCAGUGAUGUUUUUCUCUUGAUAUUGGCCAAAAGGGAAUGAAAAUGCUGUCAUAGGAAUCUGUACAUAUGCUACUGAUUUGCCUAGAAAAUAGCAAGUUUGGUAUUGCUCACUUUGCAUAUUUAGGGCCAUAUGGCACUUUUAUCUAUAGGACAGAUUAACUCUAAUAAAAAUGAAAUGGGGAGGGGUUUAUUUUUGAUAUAUUACUCUUCUGAGUUUUCAAGCUUUGAUAGUGUUUAACGGAAAAGUGGUUUAGAAAGGGCUAAAUCCAAUAUGUUCAUAUUAAAAAAAUUGAUAUGAGAUAAAAUUUAAGUUCUUUCUUUAACAAAAGCAAGUACCGUAUUAGUAACCAUCAUAUUGUCAUAGGUGCUGUGCUUGUUUAGAUGUUAAAGAAUGGGUGGGGGAGUGGCAUUGUGUAAUAUAUAUGUACAUACAUACAUACAUACAUACAUACAUACAUGCAUACAGUAUAUCAUCAGAACGCUCGGAGAGCUCUUAUGUCAGGAAUGCUGAGUUUUGUAGCAUAUUGAGGUCAGAUAAUAUUCCACACUUCUGUGCAUUCUCCUGCAUCUCUUCUGCUGGUUUCAGUGACUGUAUUACUCCAGCACUCAUAACUGGUUUUUAUCCUUUAUUUUUCUUCCAGUUUUUUAUUAGUUUUCUUUGGCUUGAUGCUUUUGGUUAUGUUACCAGUCACUUGAAAACUCCUGACCCCCAAAGCUUUCUCGUGUUUGUUCUUUCCUGCUUUCUUUCUGGCAGCUAUAAAAUUGGUAAGAACAUUGUGAACAUAGCUUUUAAAAGAUUUCUUUCUUUCUUUCUUUCUUUCUUUUUUUUUUUUUUAGAAUCAUAUUGGGCAAAGACUUCUGGUGUUUCCUUUGAACAGGGAAUUUGUCAGGAAUGUGUUUUGAUAGCAGGUCAGCAAGCAGUGCUAGUGUCCAAAGCACUUGUCUGUCACAAGUCAUCUGGCUGAAGUUUGUUUGUCUCUCAGGACUCCUCCCUGCUGUUUUCCACCAUUUAGGGUGACAUGGAAUCAAACAAGAACCGGGGCUUAAAAACCAAUGGAGUUAUCCAACCCGGGUGACUUCAGUCUAGUCUGUCUUCUCUCCUUCUCUGCCAACUCCAGUCAAGCUAGUAACACGAGUUUGUUUCUCUACCAAUAGCUGUGUCAUUUUCAGCUCCUUUCAGAGGCUUUAUUUUGCCUUUGUAACACUGAAAAACUAUUGGCAUAUCAUUCCCCGGGGCCCAAUACAAAGGUUGUAUAUUUCCUUGGGACUGUACUUACAUUAGUUCUUUGUAAAUGGUCGCUGUCACUUGCACUUUUUCUUUUUUGACCCAGUUUGGGUAUCAGCAACUUGGGAAAUUCCCUCAUUGGCCAGCUGUCCAGUGACGCUUCUAUCUUCCUCCUCUCUUCAGACAUGACUCCUUAAUGGAAGCUCUUUGUUGACUACAAUAUCGUAGCUGGUCUAAAGCAUGUUAUAAAAACUAAAUAUCUGAGCUGUGGCUAGGCCAGUAAAUUAAAAUAUGAGCUGAGACUCUUUCAUCAUGAGUAAAUAUUGAAGGAAGAAUAAAUACUUUAAAUUUCAUUCUCACCCCAACAUUCUAUGUAGAGUAUACCAGAAAUUUUUCCAGAAUAUUACGAACUUUGUUAAAGCAGUUAACUUAUUGUCAUCAUGGGAAACCCUGUAAUAAUCAUUGUUACUAAAUUAUUUUCAUAUUAUAUUUGGGUUUAACUUCAAAGAAAUGCUGCCUAAACCUGACUGGUUUCAGAUGGGGCCUGCACAGGUGAAGUGCUAUAGAAUAAGCGUGUCCACAGUUGUACAAAGCACAACUAGAGUCUCUGGUGGCUGGCUUGUGUGUGUCUUGAUUACUUUUAAUGUUAAUAAUGUUGACUCUUUGGUUAACAGUCACUGUUAUGUACCAGGAACUGGUUUCCUUGACUUUCUUUAUCAUUGGCCGAGAGAGGCAUGUAAUCCUUGAGGGGUCGAGCAUAUCAUGAAGUUGAGUCAGUGUGGAAGAAUUUCAAACAAAUAAAACAGGGUGCUGAAGUUCCGGCUGACUCACCCUCACGUGGUGUGCUCCUGGUGAGUGAAUGUAGCCUGCAGCCUUUAUGUGUCCUGAGGGGCAGACAUACUUUCAUAAGGACCAGAAACAUUUGAAUGGAGGAAUUAUAUUUCAGGUGUUUUAGCUUGAAAUUUAUUUUUUAAAAAAAGAAAAAUUAAAAAAAUAAAUAAGAGAGCAAAGUUUGGGAAGCAAGUUGGCAGUAUAAGAACAGGCAGAACAAAUGCUGGCCAGUUCUCGCUCUGGUACUUGUGGGGGCAGGUCCAGAGGAAGAUGAACAAUCUAUAGGAAGUAUGUGAGAAGGGCCCAACAGUAGCAACUCGUACUUCCCAGGCAUGAGUCACUACUUGCCCAUACAAGUACAGUGUUUCUAAGCUUCCGUCUGAGGAGCAUCAGAGAUGAGAGGAAAUCUGAGAUGUUGAAAAAGAGAACAGUAGGGAAGAAGAGUCUGCAGAUCAUGAUCUAUGUUGGCCACAUGAAAUGAUUUAUUAUAUUUGGGAGGUUUUAUUUUCUUAUGUUUUUUAAAAUUAAAUUGGUAAAUGCUUUAUAGACGUAUUUUUACCCAGGUGCCACUUCAAUAUGUAUGUAAUAAAGUUAUUUAUAUUAAAAGUGGGAAAUUUGUCAACAUUUUUUCUGUGCGUGUAGAUUUAUUAGGAUGGCGAAGUGUGUUAGUUAGCAGUUUUCUGUGUAAAGCUGUCUUUAGCUGAUCUGUGCACAUAGGUUAUAAUGCCCCCAAGGGAUUACAAGGAAGGAUCAUUCCCAGCCUGGACAUGUCACUUGAAAUUCUUGAAAAGAUAAAUAAAUAACCAGGGGAGUCCUAGGAGGAUGUCUGGCUUUUUGGUUUUUCCUUGAGUACUGGAGUAGAGAAUACCUCCCCUAGAACUGUCAGCACAAAACAGGGUAUCAGCCUUUAACUCUGAUGUUUCUAUUGGAGUUGAGUACUAAUAACUAUGAGGAGGAAAAUACAUUUCUAAUAAAAAUUCCUUAUAAUCUAGAAACAUCCCUGUUUAAAUUUUUUUACCUAAAUCUUUUUGUGCUUUAUGUGUAAAGAAUAAAAAUACCAAGAUACCAUGCAUUUUAUUAACACUAUGUACAUACUGGCUGCUUUGUGUUCAGAAUGGUAGCGGUUGCUUUGUAUAUUGAAGUGAUUCUUGUGAAUUUGUGAAAUAUUGUCAUAAAGUGCUUUUCUUACUGUAAUCUUUGUGGUAUCAACUGUCAAAAUGCCCUUUUUACACAGACAUCUAUGUGCAGACACAUAAACAUGCUUUUAAAACUCUGGAAAGUCUCUUUUUUGGGCCGGGAUCUCUCUUUCUUCCCCAGCUAGUGUGUGUGUUUACCUGUUUUCUUUGACUUGAGUUUAUUAAUUUUAUGAAAUGAGCAAAGAUCUCAUUGAAUAUAUCACAGGCUUGCAAUGCUUAGCAACAGAGCACUGUAAUUCACACAACACACCUAGAGUUGAUUCUGCUGAAGUCCUCACUUGGCCUGUUGAUUUGCGAGUGCUGCUGUCGUGUUGAGUAACUCAUAGAGGCAUGUCCAGCAGCUUAGUCAGGAAACUUGUGCAUUAACGAACAAUAGCGAACUUCGCAGACCACCUUUAUUCUGAGUAUGUAAACUGCAACAGAGGGUGGGUACAGCAGCAUGCUCUUGUAAUUCCAGGCUCAGGAACACGGGAGGCAGAACCAAAGGCUAGGUUGGACUAUCUCCAGUGAGGUCCUGGGGGAAGAAGGGUAUGAACAAGGGAGUUCUGGGGUGGGUGUGGCUACCAUUGCCAAAGAACUAAGAAUAAAAGAUCCCUGUAAUAUUCUGCGGUAAAUUCUGAAACUUGUAAAAAGUUAACAUUUUAGUCCUAAAUUGUGUAAUGUUUCCUGUUCAUUAAAUGCGGUCUUGAAGCUUGA
Messenger RNA from Microtus ochrogaster (prairie vole), 8086 nucleotides. RefSeq names its product cAMP responsive element binding protein 1 (gene Creb1). The record is from RefSeq and is a predicted model, not a curated record. Gene Ontology annotation, biological process: regulation of transcription by RNA polymerase II. Lineage: Eukaryota; Metazoa; Chordata; Mammalia; Rodentia; Cricetidae. Gene Ontology annotation, molecular function: cAMP response element binding; DNA-binding transcription factor activity, RNA polymerase II-specific; protein binding. Gene Ontology annotation, cellular component: nucleus; ATF4-CREB1 transcription factor complex.